Molecule: messenger RNA, 882 nt
Organism: Didymosphaeria variabile
Lineage: Eukaryota; Fungi; Ascomycota; Dothideomycetes; Pleosporales; Didymosphaeriaceae
Exons: 2
Coding region: 1-882 (293 amino acids)
Source: RefSeq, a predicted model, not a curated record
AUGUCGCUACCACAGAUCCUCGCCGAAGGGGUCUUUGCGAAACUUCCUGUCCUCGUCAACGCAGACAUCUGCUCCGACAAGACGUAUAUCAUCACCGGGGGAAACCACGGUCUUGGUCUGGAAACAGCCAGACACCUCGUGCGUAGCUCUGCGGCUCGCGUCAUUCUCACCGUUCGAAACAUGAAGGCAGGCGAGGCUGCCAAAGCCGACAUCGAGCGCUCGACUGGACGAAAAGGUACAAUUGAGGUAUGGCACCUCGAUCUUGCAUCAUAUGACUCGAUCAAGGCCUUCGCAAACAGGAUGUCCUCCCAGGUCGAAAGGAUAGAUGCCUUCAUCUCGAAUGCGGGCAUACAAAUGGACAGGUGGGAGACAGCAGAAGGCAUGGAAUUGUCCAUGCAAGUCAACGUGAUCAGCACGAUGCUACUUAGUGCCUUGAUAAUGCCGAAGCUCGUAGAGAAUGCGAAGAAAGUUGGGGGUGAACCCAAGCUCGUGUUCGUUGGGAGCGCACUUGGCUUCAUGGCCAAAGAGGAUCUGGCAAAAUGUGGAAAUGUCGAUGUCUUUGCAGCAUUGAACAACCCAAAAGGCGCGAAUCUGGAUCAGAGAUAUGCUCUCACCAAGCUGGUCCAACACUACGCUAUACGUGAACUCGCUGCACUAUGUCCCGUGGAACGCACUGGCGUUACUAUCAACGUAAUCGCACCAGGGCUAUGCUCGACGGGCCUUGGCCACGAUACAUCCACAAAGACGCGAGCAAUGGUCGGCGUACUGCGGGCUGCUUUUGCUCGGACGGCGGAGCAGGGGAGUCGCACCAUCUUGCAUGGUGUUGUCGCCGAGAGAGACAGUCACGGAAAGAUGUUAUCUGGGUGCAAGAUCAAGGAGUAA